UAUCAUUAAACCUUGCUUCACAAAUUAAUAUUGAUCAUGCAAAUAAAACUUUGGUAAAUUUCAUGUCGUCGCCUAGAAACGAUUUCUAACAACGUUACGAAUUUUUAGAGUCAAAUACAAAGAAACUUUUAUGUCUGUCUUGAGUCAUGAAAACAAAUUUAAUUAAAUACGCCAAUGUCAAAAGAAGAUGACGUAUUGGAAUUAAAGAACCAAAUUCUAAAUUUAAAAAAAGAGAAUGGUUGCAUAAAAUCAGAAAAUAGCCUUUUGAAAGUUAGAAUACGAAAACUACAUGAAGAAAUUCAAAAGAAAAACAAACAAGCUGAGACAUUAAUUAAUCCUACAAAGAAUGCUCAUAUAAGGAGGAUGAUUUCCGAAAAAGGAGUUUCAAUCAUAUUACGUCUCAAGGAGGAGAACUUGAAACUACAAAAAAUGUUACUUGAAAAAGAACUUACUAUAAAACGGCUUCAGAAUGAUUUAAAAAUAAGAAGAACUUAUGGCUUAAAACCAGCUAAUAAUUGUGGUAUGUCAGUGAAUAUAUCUCAAAGACCUAAUGAAAUGGAACUAUCUAAAAAUGUCAAUAUCCCUGUACCUUCAUUUAAAUCUCAAGAAAUAGGUAAACCUCCAAGAAAGAGAAAAAAUGGUAUUUUGAAGAAUACUGAUGAAGCAAAGCACCCACCAACUAUCGAUGUUACGCACAAGAUAAGAACAGAGGAAGCGAUUUCUCCAAGUACAUGCUCGCUGUCUGAUAAUUCGGAAGCAUAUACAUCACAGAAACAUAUGCUUUUGGCAAAUAUUCUAAGAGAUUUUGAAGGUAUUGUUUUGAAGAAGCAGUCUUUUUUUCAUUUAGAAAGCAAUAUAGACGGAGGAACCACUACAUUCAGAUCGACAGCGAAUACACAAAACAUUCAGGGCGACCAAGCAGAAAAUCUGUAUGAAUUAGAUAUUUUUGAUACAUCAUGUGGCAAUUCUCAUGAAGAAAUAAAGCAGCUUCAAUUUAGCUUUAUGGAAAUGCUAAGUGAAAUAAAGAAUUUAAAAUUAACAAUGGCACAACUAAUGGAAAUUCAGAAAAGCAACGACAAAGAUGAAGAAUCAAAACGAAGCGAAAUUUCUGAACAUUGUGAAAAAGAAUCAUUCGCAAAUAUCACACAAAACAAUAAAAAAUGCUUUUCUGGUCAAAGCACGUUACAGCCUUUCCAUCAACGUAUUACUGAAGAAAAAUAUACUCAGCAUGCUACAGUUGCGACUGAUGAAGGUGAAACUUCUCGUAUAGGGAUGGAAACAAACAACGAACGAAACAAUGACACUGACUUUGAAACGGAACGUCUAAAAAAAUAUCAUAAAUUACUUUACAAUAUCAAGGAAAGUUCUGAAUCUUUACUCGCAAACGAUACCAAUGAAGAUACCUAACAAUAAGUAAUUAAGUAACCAUUACCAAUGUUGUUAUUUUAAUUUUUUAAAUGGACGGGUGAUUGAACUAUUUUGUAAGUUCAUGUACCAUUCGUUUCUUUAUUGCUAUGUACGAACUGCGGGGAUAGUUCCUUAAGAUAAUUAUAAGUUAUGGACGAUUGGAAACUGAUUCACAAUGGGAAAUUCUUUAUUAGUAUUUUCUCUAUCAUUCAAAACAGUUUUGCUUUUUCAUUUUUUGCUAAUCACAUUUGUCAUAAUGAAUUUAAACAUUUCUUACCUUUUUAAAACACCACUUCAGUCCUCCAUGCAUGCUUGGUAACAAUAUUGUACUAACUUUCAAUAAAGUGUAGUGUUUGAAAAAAAUUUUUAUUUU
Molecule: messenger RNA, 1780 nt
Organism: Agrilus planipennis (emerald ash borer)
Lineage: Eukaryota; Metazoa; Arthropoda; Insecta; Coleoptera; Buprestidae
Exons: 7
Coding region: 175-1407 (410 amino acids)
Source: RefSeq, a predicted model, not a curated record